AUGUCCACGCGCGCCCGCGCCACCCGAUGUUGUGCUCGACGCGCCCGCCUCCGCCCGCGUUCGCCACGGCCUGCUGCUGCCCUGCUGGCCGCCGCUCACUGCUGCGCACCGCCCCCGCUCGCCCCUCACCCGUGCGCUCGCCUGCGCUGCCCCAUGCCGCCGUUCCCGCACGCGGCCACAGACCCUUGCGCGCCCACGCCCUCGCCGCUGCUCGUGCGCGCCCCAGCGCCACUGCUCGUGCGCGCCCCAGCGCCACCACCUCCAACCGACGCCGCGCUCUGCCCGCUGCCGAGGGCACCCCUCCGCCGCCUCCGCUGGGCCUGGCCGCCGGCACCGUCGUGCGCCGAGCGUGCCCAGCGCCCCUCGGCACGCGCCCGUUCGGGCGCCUGCCUCGCCCGACCCGCUAGGCCCCUGGGGCCUAUGACAAGGGGCCCCACCCAAAACGUUUAA
Messenger RNA from Aegilops tauschii subsp. strangulata, 450 nucleotides. The record is from RefSeq and is a predicted model, not a curated record. Lineage: Eukaryota; Viridiplantae; Streptophyta; Magnoliopsida; Poales; Poaceae.